Messenger RNA from Solanum dulcamara, 2179 nucleotides. RefSeq names its product probable WRKY transcription factor 31. The transcript has 5 exons. Gene Ontology annotation, biological process: regulation of DNA-templated transcription. Lineage: Eukaryota; Viridiplantae; Streptophyta; Magnoliopsida; Solanales; Solanaceae. The record is from RefSeq and is a predicted model, not a curated record. Gene Ontology annotation, molecular function: DNA-binding transcription factor activity; sequence-specific DNA binding. The coding region runs from base 73 to 1947 and encodes 624 amino acids.
CAACUUCCCUUUUUAUUAGCCGAGUCCAUUGCUGUUCCCUUCUUCUCUCUCCCUUUCUGUUUCUCUUCAUAUAUGGCCAAAGGAAGUGGACUCUCCUUUGAUCCAGAUCCCAUCAAACACUUCCUUCCUAUUCCUACUGUCCUCAAUUCUUUUCUUGAACCCCACAACCAACAACAACAACAACACUUUUAUCCCCAUAACAAAUUUUUAUUUUCAUCAAUGGAAUCACCAUUCAAGAACAGGUCACCGCCACCUUCUACUAUUCAAUUCCCAGUGAACCUUAACUGCUCCACUACUCAUCAUGAUCAAGAAGAAGAACAAAACAGACCACACAUUGAUGUAAUGGACUUCUUUGCUGAUAAGAAAAAUGGUACUAAUUCUGAGGAGACAACAACAGCCAAUGACACUGAUAAAAAAGAAUCAAACACCCCUCCUCCUGAAUUGGAUUUUAACAUAAAUACUGCUUUGCAUCUUCUUACAGCUAACACUUAUAGUGAUCAGUCCAUAGUGGAAGAUGGUUUAUCCCCUAAUUCUGAAGAUAAAAGAACCAAGAGUGAGUUGGUAGUUCUUCAGGCUGAAUUGGAAAGAAUGAACGGUGAAAAUCGACGUUUAAGAGAUAUGUUAAAUCAGGUGAAAAGCAAUUACACUACCCUGCAGAUGCAUAUGAUGACAAUGAUGCACCAACAACAAAAUCAAGAAAAUGGUCAACGUGAUGGGAAAAGUGAAGAAGUGAAACAGCCACACCACAGCCAAAAUGGUCAUGGAGGAGGAGGAGGGCGAAUAGUGCCUAGGCAAUUUAUGGAUCUUGGCUUAGCUGCUGCUGCUGCUGCUGGUACUGGUACUGGUUCGGAGGCUGAAGAGGCUUCCCUGUCUUCAUCAGAGGGACGAAGUGGCAGGGAAAAAUCGCGAUCACCAGCGAAUAACAUGGAAUCAGGUUCCACAUGUGGGAUUGGAAGAGAAGAUAGUCCUGAAAAAGGGUCACCUGGUUGGGGUCCUAAUAAAAUUCCAAGACUUGGCAAUGGCUCUGCUAAUAAAUCUGCUGAUCAAGCUACUGAGGCUACCAUGAGAAAGGCUCGUGUCUCGGUCAGGGCUCGAUCAGAGGCUCCCAUGAUCACAGAUGGUUGCCAAUGGCGAAAGUAUGGGCAGAAAAUGGCGAAGGGAAACCCGUGCCCUCGGGCUUAUUACCGGUGCACCAUGGCAGCUGGUUGUCCAGUUCGGAAGCAAGUUCAAAGAUGUGCAGAGGACAGAACAAUCUUGAUCACAACCUAUGAAGGUACUCACAACCAUCUGUUGCCUCCGGCAGCCAUGGCGAUGGCCUCAACAACUUCCUCAGCAGCGAGGAUGUUGCUCUCAGGUUCUAUGCCAAGUGCAGAUGGGCUAAUGAAUUCCAAUUUCUUCGCGAGAACUCUCCUCCCUUGCUCUUCCAGCAUGGCCACAAUUUCAGCCUCGGCCCCAUUCCCUACUGUUACAUUGGACCUAACUCAAUCACCGAACCCGUUGCAAUUCCCAAGAUCCCCUAACCAAUUCCAAGUCCCAUUCUCAAAUCAACCUCACAAUAACAUCCUAGCAAAUCCAGCUGCACUUUUACCUCAGAUAUUUGGACAGGCUUUGUAUAACCAAUCCAAAUUCUCUGGCCUCCAAUUGUCUCAAGAUUCGGAAGGACAACAGCACCCUUCAACGAUGCCAUCAUCGAUUCAUCCAUCCAACCACAACCCUCUAGCUGACACGGUGAACGCCCUUACCAAUGAUCCUAAUUUCACCGCAGCAUUAGCAGCAGCCAUCACCUCCCUUAUUGGCAAUCCCGGGCAAUCAAAUAAUGGUACCAACAAUACUAUUGCCACCACCACAAUGACCGCCAACAACAAUAAUAGUAGUGUCACCAGCAAUGGCAAUAACAGCAGCAAUGGCAACAAUAAAGUGGCGAAUUCAAGUUUUCCAGCAAAUUGAUUGAUAGCUAGUCAAUUAAGCUGCUGCGCCCAUGUUUCCUUUCAAGAAAGAUUUUUUCUUUCUUCAAUUAAUUUUUUGCUUAUUUAGUAAUCAGGAAAACUAGAUUACUAUACAAGUUGAUAAGAUUUUUUUGUGUUUUAUAGGUGGCUUAAAACAUAUAUCUUCCAUUCUUUUUGUGGCUGAAUAAUGUAAUUCAAGAUGUCUUAUCAAUACAAAGAUUAAAUGUUGGCAA